AGGGGGAGGAGGAGAAAGCUGCCGGUGUGCUCGUGCUCGCAGCUCCCCCUCUUUUAACCGUCAAUCCUACAAGCAGUCGGGUGCCACCGGAGUACCCGGGGCUGUGGACUUAUUUUCCCCCGGGAAUCAGUAUUGGACACCAACAAACUCUCUAAGAAGAUGUUCUUCUUUCUGCUGCCUGUCGUGGCUCUCUUGCUAAGCAGAGAAACGACGGUCUCCGGUAACAGUAACGACAAAUGGCUGAGCACCGUGUCUCAGUACAACAAGGACAGACCCUGGAACCCAUUCAGAGAUGAUGACUACUUCAAAAGCUGGGCUCCUGCCAAGUCUCUAGACCAAGAGCGACAGGCUGAACCUGGCCGAAACGAAGACCCGGGAACUAAAGCUCACUCCAGCUCGGCUAAAAAGGCAGCACAGGAAGGUCCAGAUGCCACCAAAGAUCCCUGUCUGAAGGUGCGAUGCCCUCCUCAUAAAGUGUGCGUUAGCCAUGACUACCAGACAGCCAUAUGCACCAAUCACAAACAGCCAACUCACAGUGUGAAACCCAGGAAAGGUAGUGCAAGCCAUAAGCACAGAGUUGAAGCUGUUACUCAUGGGAAAUGUAGGCUCUGCUCAGCAAUCCAGUCAAGUCCUGUGUGUGGAUCUGACGGCCACACCUAUUCCUCCAAGUGCAAGUUGGAGUUUCAGAGCUGCCUGUCUGGGAAGUCCAUCUCAAUAAGAUGUGAUGGGCUGUGUCCCUGUUUGCCCGGUCAGGAGCUCAGCAAAGCAUCACAUAGGACUGAUAAUGCUGCAUGCACCGACACAGAGCUGCACAGCCUGGCUGCCAGACUCAAGGACUGGUUCGGAGUUCUCCAUCUUGAUGCCAACAGAGACCUCAAAUCCUCUGACAGCUUUGACUCUGCCGCUGGACACUUUGACACCAGCAUCUUGCCCAUCUGUAAGGACUCACUGGGCUGGAUGUUCAACAAGCUGGACAUGAACUUUGACCUCCUUCUGGACCAAUCAGAGCUGAGUGCCAUUUACUUGGACAAGUACGAGCUGUGCAUGAAGCCCCUCUUCAACUCAUGCGACUCCUUCAAGGAUGGCAAGCUGUCUAACAACGAGUGGUGCUACUGCUUCCAGAAGCCUGAUGGACUGCCGUGCCAAAGUGAGAAGAGCCGGAUCCAGAAUCAGAGUCGAAGAAAGGGCCUCAUAGGCUCUUAUAUUCCUCGCUGUACAGAGGAGGGUUACUUCAAACCGACCCAGUGUCACGGCAGCACCGGCCAGUGUUGGUGUGUGGACAAAUAUGGCAAUGAGAUAGCUGGCUCUAGGAAACAAGGCAACCCAAACUGCGAUGAGGACCAGGAGACAUCGGGGGAUUUCGGCAGCGGCGGUGCAGUCAUUCUCCUUGAUGACCAGGAGGAGGAGCCAACACAGACUGGGAGGAGCCGGCAGAAGAAGAGACGGGGCCGGAUUCACCCCCGAGGAGCCAUCGAGGACGACGAGGAUGAGGAAGACGACAAGGAUGACGAGAUGGGCUACGUUUGGUAGCUCUGCUCCAUUUAAUUCUGCCAUCAGCCGACCAGGAAACUCCCGUUAACUCAGCACAGCUCUGAAGCCAUUCCAGUCUCUCCUCCUCCUCCUUGGCUGCUGUCCAUCUUUUGACUCCUGAACUCCUGUCCCUGAUCCAUAUCUCUUACUUCAGUGAACCUCAUCUGACCUCUUAUGUUCAAGUGUUUCACUCUUUUCCAGAAAACAGAGGGACUAUUAGAUAUAAAGACCCUGUCUGCCCACUUUCUCCCUCUACUUCCCCCAGAACCUGUGAUCUUUAACCUCCCAAAACAUGGACACACCUCUUUAUAUUCUCCAUCAUUCCCUCUUUCUCUGAUCCUCCCCGCCCUCCUUUACCUGUAUUUCCAUGUCAGAGCCUCUGGUCAGUCUGUGAGCCCUGAUACAUUAGCUGGAUGUAAAUAUGUUCCAUCUGGGAAGGCCAGGUUGUGGAUUCCCUUCCCUGUACUUCCAUCAGCGUUUCAUUCUCAUGUUCUGUGUUCCUCUGUUGGGCUUCUUCCAGUCUUCAGAGAUGUUACCAUACCACAUUCCCAGGCUCUGAUAUGCCCCCCCCCUCUCUUUCUCUCUCUCUCUCUGUUUCUCCAUGGAGGAUUGUAAAUUAUUUAUCCGUUGAUCUUGAAUGUCCCAGGAAGCCCAGGAAGCAAUGAGAUUAAAGAUGUAUUGUCGUUGUUGUUGCAUGUUUCUCAUCGUGUUUCUGUAAAAGAGAGAUUUACCUGGUAAGGUCUAGCUCUAUGCAUCUCAAACAGAAAGUGAUGCCUAUUUGGCUGCUACGAAACUUUGUUGCUAUGUUGAUGCUGUCUAGUGUCUUUUUUGGUUUUCUUCUCCCAAUCUCAGGAGGUAGGAGCGAUAGUAGUGUAGGAAAGUGAACUGCAAUCCCUACAGUCCAAAUCGGCUAUGCUUUCACUUAAGUAGGGCUGCUGAGGCUGUUUGACUGACUGUGCACGGACACUAGAGGAAGAAGCUGCUCCUGAGCUGGGAGGACACGUGUGGGUGAGCAGAGAAGAGGAUCUGUUCGGCCUCCCGACAUUGCAUAUGUUCAGUGAAAAGUUAAAAAUUGAAAUCUUCACUAUGACAACCAAGUGAACUUUUAUUUGUAACUUUGAAAAUUUAAGUAAAGUGGCACUUUGGGUGUCUUUUGAACCUUA
Labrus mixtus (cuckoo wrasse) is the source of this 2693-nucleotide messenger RNA. RefSeq names its product SPARC (osteonectin), cwcv and kazal like domains proteoglycan 1 (gene spock1). NCBI's taxonomy places the organism in Eukaryota, Metazoa, Chordata, Actinopteri, Labriformes, Labridae. The coding region runs from base 160 to 1530 and encodes 456 amino acids. Gene Ontology annotation, molecular function: calcium ion binding; protein binding. The record is from RefSeq and is a predicted model, not a curated record. The transcript is spliced from 12 exons.